CCCAACCGUCUUCCUCCCCAGCUUUCCGACGGCAUCCAUCCCGGAACGGAAAACACCAACCUGCUUUCCACCUAUAAAAUCCGCCCUUCCCCACCCCAAAUCCCACAACAGCAAACCAAAUCCCCAAGACCAAAAAAGGCCCCAGCAACCCGAGCGCGUCGACCCCAUCCACAACAGUUGAAUCUGAGUUUACUUCCAGGAAAGAUUUGAGUCGAGAUGGCGCAGGCGAUCGAGGCUCAGAGGGAGGGCGCGGAGGUGUACCACGGCGCGGCGCUGUGCGCGGAGAAGGCGGUGGAGCUGCUGGCGGAGACCAACAUGCCGCUGGGCCUGCUGCCGCUGGCGGACAUCGAGGAGGUGGGCUACAACCGCGCCACCGGCUUCGUCUGGCUGCGCCAGAAGAAGGCGCUCACGCACACCUUCAAGCAGAUCGGGCGGCAGGUCUCGUACGGCACCGAGGUGACGGCCUUCGUCGAGGACCGCAAGAUGAAGCGCAUGACCGGGGUCAAGAGCAAGGAGCUCCUCAUCUGGAUCACCCUCUGCGACAUGUACAUCGACAAGGACGACCCCUCCAAGAUCACCUUCAAGACGCCCACCGGGCUCGGGAGGACCUUCCCCGUCUCCGCCUUCGAGAAGGAGGACGGCGGCAAGGCCAAGGCCGCAGCCGGCGGCGGCAAGGAGGCCCUCGUGGCCAAGUAAGUGACGACGGCCGGCAUACUACAGAGCUUGGAUGAAAAGUACUCAAAAGUCCAACGUUAACUACGACUACUAUUUGCUUUCACCUGUUUUAAUAAACUACAGCACUAUAUAUACUCUGCUCCGGUGUUCUGCCGAGGGUUGUAUCGUUCAUAUGAUCGUGCGAUGAUAUGAUCUUAUAGUACUAUACUGUGUGCUGUUCGCUGCA
Messenger RNA from Triticum urartu, 901 nucleotides. RefSeq lists its product as uncharacterized. The record is from RefSeq and is a predicted model, not a curated record. Lineage: Eukaryota; Viridiplantae; Streptophyta; Magnoliopsida; Poales; Poaceae.